Messenger RNA from Centropristis striata (black sea bass), 1515 nucleotides. RefSeq lists its product as uncharacterized. The coding region runs from base 131 to 676 and encodes 181 amino acids. The record is from RefSeq and is a predicted model, not a curated record. The transcript has 5 exons. NCBI's taxonomy places the organism in Eukaryota, Metazoa, Chordata, Actinopteri, Perciformes, Serranidae.
UUUAACUCAACAAGAAAAGUAAGAACUGAUUGUUCAACAGAAUAAUUGAAACUUGAUAAGGUUCUGUUUAAAAAUAAAUCUUUAGAAAUUACAUGUUUUUUCAUUUUCAUCUUCCACAACGUCGUCCUCCAUGGUCUCUACUGCUACAGCAACCAACCAAACAAGCAGCAGUACAUCUGCACCAGCAGAUAACAGCACAACUCCAUUAGUAUCUGCAACAACAGCACCAAGCACAACAAACAGCAGCAAUACUACCACAGCCUCCACAGCUACAGGCUGUGCAGGUCCACCUAAGCUGUGUUGCCCUGGUAGAAAAGACAGCUGUGGGAGGACGAGUUGUUUCUGUGAUGAGUACUGCGUGACUGCUCAUGACUGUUGUGUGGACUACAUAUCAACUUGCCCACAACCGAGCAACCAAACAAGCAGCAAUACAUCUGCACCAGCAGAUAACAGCACAACUCCAACAAACAGCAGCAAUAUUACCACAGUCUCCACAGCUACAGAUACCCAAACAGUGACUGUUCACCUUAAAGUUUCUGUUUUAUCCUAUAAUAACAAUGAAGGUGUGAUUUUAGAGGCUUUAUCCAGUUUUAUAUCUCAGACUCUUAUCGAGCAGAAUUGUGAGGACUGCACUGCAACAAUCAAAUCCAUCAAACUCACCCAAGGAAAGGUCUAAUUAGACCAAAAACAGGUCGAGUGCCAGUGAAACUGCAAUAAAUCAUCACAAAAAGAACAAGUAAAAAACUACAAGAACAGCAUUGUUUUGAAAAAGCAUAGUUGUAAAAAUACUGCAGUUUCGGUGAAUUGUUUUCACAGGGGACACAAACCCCAUUCUCCUGGGUGAACGUCUGCAGUUAGUUCGACCCAAGAGUUGGGAGAGAGCUGAAUAUCACAUAGAUGCAAGGAUGACACAUACACUAAAAAUACCCAGUGAAGGUUUUCUACCACGAGAAGGAACAUUACUGUACACAAGAAAAACAGAAAGAAUUAAUAGUGAUUUCCUUUUGCUCCAAACCUGAAGCUCCUAAAUAUAACUUGGCCUAAACAUGACCACUGGCAAUGGUGUCCAGUGUUCUUUUCCUCCAGCUUUUUGCUGUAUAUCAUAGAAAGUAUAACAAAAUAGUUCUUUACUGCACCCACAUUGUUCUGGGAUUUUGCAUUGUCUCAAAGAUCUGAUGUCCAGUUUUCAAGUUUAUUUGAGGAACUUUAUGAAGCCAGAAGGUACCAAACGUUACUCUGAAAUCUCACUUUUUUCAACAAAUCUUUUGACAAUUUAUCAGACUCGACUGUGUGUUUCACUGCCAAACACACUAUUGAUUCAAAGAUUCUGUUCUCACAGCUGUGCAUACACUGUUAGAUAAUAUUGAUAAUGCAUAUCAAUAAAUUGAUUAUUUAUCACUAUCUGAUACUGUCAGGAAAAAGCUCAAUGUGCAAUAAAUGAUAAUACAAAAUGUUGCUUUCACUUGCUCAUCAUGUAUAUCUGAAUACCAGUGCUUUGUUAGGUUUUCUAUUGAC